AUGAAUGGUAACGGCUCAGAGACCUUCUCAGUGCGUGAACUCAGAGCGAAGCUUCAAGAAAAAAUUGGGGAGACUGUCGCUGAAUUCAAGAUUACUGCAACAGGUAGGAGAUGUGUUUUUAUUCGCAAUCUUGCUCAACUUUCUUCUAAUCGUUAUUAUAUUUUUGAAAUGCGUUUAUCUCAAAUUGAUUUGAACAUUCAUUCGAUCUUUUUCUCCAAUUGUGUUCUUUUCCAGUUACUUGUUCAGAUACGACUCAACUUGAUAUUAUUUUUAGUUUUUAUUUCAAUCACUGAUAAAAAAAAUGUUCAACUUAUUUUAAAAAAUCUAAAAUUAAAAAGUGAUUUUUUUCGGAGAUCUAGGUAUUUGUACAAAAAGAUUAUAAUAUUCUUAAUCACGUAUGUUUUUUCUUCGUGUAGUUUUUGGGUCUUUGAAAACUUCACCUGCAAAUUUUUUUUUUCGGUGGUAUGAAAAAAAGACAGCGACUUUUCCGAUUUUUUCGUAUCGCUAGGGAACUUUCCGACGGUCACCUUUCCGACGAAUCUUUUUUUCCGACUUUUUUCCUUUAAAUUUUUCGGUUUAUGAAUUAUCUAUUAACAUCUUUUUCAUAUUUCUUUGUGUUUUUAAUCAUGAAUAACUUGCCUACUUUAUAUAGGAAGAUUCAAAAAAAAGAUUUUAUCGAGAAAAAAAGUCGGAAAAAGAUUCGUCGGAAAGGUGGCCGUCGGAAAGUUCCCUAGCGACAUGAAAAAAUCGGAAAAGUCGCCGUUUGAAUUUUCGCUGGUCUUUUUUUAUACCACCUUUUUUUCUGAUGAUUUUGGACUUGCCCAUACAAUCUUCAAAUGGAGUUACAUAAAAGAAGUGCUUUGAGCUUUUUUUUUUUUUUUCUUUUGAAGUUCGAUUUGACGAAUUUUCCUCUAAAACUAAAGUUGGGAGAUAUUUUGUUUUGCAAAAGCUAAUUCAUUUCUUUUUCUAUUUAAAUAGAUUUUUUAACAUUUAAUACACGUUAAAAACCUUCGAAAACAUGCGAGAACCUAGUAAAAACAUCAUUUAGUGGUCUUUUCCCAACCACUAAAUCCAAAACUUGAAUCUCAUCCACGCGGCGGAAUUGCAAUAAACACCGCCGCUGUUGCAUUCAGCCACCCUACUGACCAGAGCCUUCGCAUGCUGCUGAGUAGCACUCGCGGUUGCUAGUGCUGAUCACCAGUUUAACCCCAGCCGAGCACCCGAAAAGCAAUUUUUAGCCGCGAAUAGACCCCGUUGAAGUCCAGCGGAUCUACGCAAACGCCCAGUUCACGCGCUGAGCCCCUGUUUAGGCCCAGGCGAUCACCCGAAACGUUAAAAAAAACACCGGGUGAUCGGCACUACUCUGCCAAAAUGGCGCACGGUGCAGUCUAGCCUUUUUCACUUGAUUUUUUGAUGCCACACGGGUGCAUAGGUGUCAAAACAGUGCUUUCAGCAUGUGGCACCAGUGCGGCACCAAAAAAUCAUCUAUAUUGCACGGUGCACGCCCAAGUUACGUACGGAAGUGCAAAAGGCUAGACUGCACCGUGCGCCAUUCUGGCAGAGUAGCACCCCGUCGUAAAAUUAUGACGUAUUAGCCCAACGGAUGCUACUCACCAGCAUGUGAGCUGCCCCUUGUUUGGGAACUGUGUAUACAUUUCUUUGGUCAAGAAAGAAAUCCGAAAUAGAAGAACUUUUAGGUUGAUUGAAUAACUACUAUGUUCAAGAAAAUAAUUUUAAUUAAAUUUUUCAUCUUUUUCCACUUUUUGAGCUUUUAUUUACUGGUGAAAUUUUUUUUUCAUUCUGAGCGGAGCUCAUACCUAGCUCGUAUCUAUGUCAUAUUCAAACGAAAAUUGUCUUUCGUCAGUUUUACAUUCAUCUUUUAAAGUUCAUUCUUUUUUUUCAGAAUUCACACGGCCAAGUAGAUCGGCGCCGGUGGUGCCUCCUCAUAGGAGUCCGGUGCCAGUUCCGACGCCAAAUGGGGUACGCGCAAGCGGAAAAAGGCCGCAAAUUGCGCCAAAGCCGCUUCACUUGCACGCAAAGGUGAAUUUGAGAGGAUCGUAAAGGCAAAAUGAAAAUAACAAACAUCCACGGGCGAGUCGACCCUUGGCAGGUGUGUCAAUACGCCACUGAAAAAAAAACGAUCCGAGUGACUAGUAAGUGUCCUCCGAGGCGGAAAUGAUGCCUCCAUUUUGAUCGAUUCGACAAUACUUUACAUUUGACUUUUCACUGAUCGUCUCGUUUUUUUCAUUUUAUUUCUCUCUCGCCAGAAGUUGCGUCAACUUGAUCUUUGCUUUUGUUAUUUUUAUUCGAUUCACGCAAUUUAAACACUCUAGAGAUUAGAAAUUUUUUUCUUAUGAUGCUUCAAAGAGAUUGGGGGAGAAAACUGGAGCGAACGAUAAUUUCUGAUAUCAUGUGAUGGGAAACAAAGUGGUUGAAAUGUGUCUGAAAAAGUUGAAAGUUUGAAAAACUUCAAAAUGUUUUCUGGUGAUAUUCAUAGUUUCAUUGUUUCAGUAAGCUAGAUAAAAAUUUUAAAUUUUUUACGCAUUCAAAAAAUGAAGAGCUUUUUAUAUUCAAACAUCAGUUGAACAUAAUUUAAACUACAUUUUAUAGGAAGGACAAAUUUAAUCAUUGAGUGGAGCAUUAGAGACGCGUGAAAAAAAAGUUUAUCUCUCUCUUUUCCUUUCCCAAUUUCCUAGUUUAGCAAAUCUAUAGUUUUUAGAGCUUCGGAGCUGUUGGAAAAGCGUUUUGGAUGUUAAAAUAAAUAGUGAUUUGUGGAUAUAUGUUUCUGAAAAUAAGAAAACGUUUCUGUAAUUUUAUACGUUGUACUGUAACAUUCAUCGUUAUUCUUUCAGAACAUAUCUUGAAAAGUUUUUCAACUAUCCUAUUAAAGAAAACGACGGAUCAAACGCCGACGUCGGUGAGCGCAAACUGCGCUUUGGAGACGUCUCCGCCGCCUUCAAUAGUCGUUUCUCCUUCAGAGUUUCCUGAAGUCGAGUCUUGUCCUGUCAAAGACACCGGGGCCGACGAAACUGUCUGUUGUACUUUUUCUGGCCGCAAUUUCGAGUUUUUUUUUUUUGAAGAUUUGUGGCGAUGUUCGCGGUAGAGCGAAAAUGUUCGAAGAUAUGGGUUUCAUCCCGCGCUCACCUCCAUCGGCCAAUAACGAAAGGUAUCUUUCCAAGGGCAAUAUUUGUUUCAAAUUAUGAGAAACUUUUUUCAUUAAUAUUUUUAAAAGCUUUUUUUCAUAGGUUCAUUUUAAAAAAAUUAAUUACCGAUUUUUUUAGUGUUUUUUUAAAAAUUUUUUUAUUAAAAAAAUAGCUUUUUUUCAAGGAUAGUCGUUGAAUGUAUUUUUGUGGAGAAUUUUUCAGUUUCAAUCAUUAAAUAGCUACUAUAUUCCCGUUUUUAAUUCUUUUUUUUUCGAAUUUGCAGGCCUCUGUCCGAAAUCUCAACCCUUUCUGUGACGAGCGCUGGCGACUACGACGCCGAGUCGAGUGGAAGCGAAGACGAAAAACUCCGUCGGGGAUCUUUCCUCUCCAGACAAGCCGAAGACCAAACUUUCGUCGCAUUUUCACUGCCGGAAACGUUAAUUUUUUAGUUUUCUAUAAUUUUUACAGCAAUAAAAACUUCUCACGAAUAUCUUCAACAUUUUUCUGACUUUUUUAGUUAUUUUACUUCUUUGUAGGCGGGCAACAAGCAUAUGUUCCAAUUGAAAUUAAAGCAGACAAAAAGAUGUGAUCUCGAUUUCAGAGUUUUCAACUUCUAAGUUCUGAACACUUUCAAUUUUACGAAUUCUCUAUCACAUGAGAUUCAUUAUGUAAUUGAUUCCACUUAUUCCAAGAUGUUUUCAGGAAAACCACAGUUGACUCUCGACAUGCAGAUAUUAUGAACGAAAUGCAACGAAAAGGCCUCAUCAGGUUGUUUUUCCUGUUCUCCAUAUAACUGUGACCAUUUCUAACUUUUCACGUUCCAGAAAUAGUUAUAUGGACAAUCGACGGCGGAAAAGUCUGACUCAGUCAGAGCUGAAGCCGUCGUCUUCUGCUCAGGAAAUCGAGCUUCCCAGUGACGUCGGACGAGUAAGAGAGGAGAAGGUUCGAUGAUCGUCCAGAAAUUUAUCAGAAUCAAAUUCAAAUAAUCAGAUUUUCAUCUAUUUCAAAAUAAUUUUGGUUUUCUUUCGUUGAUUUUUAUUGUUUUAUUCUUAAUAAUUGUCUAGAGAAAUGAAACCCAGAAGUUUUUUCGAAGGUUUGAUGCUUUGAACUUAAUGUUGAAGUUAUUAUUUAGACUCGAUUUCUUCUCAAAAAGUGGAAUUUGCUCGACUUCAGGGACGCCAAGAUCACCUGACGGUUUCUUCGCCUGCGGAUUUCGCCGAUGAUAGUUCGAGGCUGGACAGUAUGAUGAGCGACCGAAGCAGCAUUUCCACGGCCCAGAGCAUUUUCAGUGAAAAUGUUCCUGACUACGACACCGGCGAUCCUGAUGAGGUUAUAUUUAUUGUUCAGAAUCAGAAAAACAUCUACUGAUCACAUAAAAAAAACUAGUUGGAUCACGAAGAAGUGAGAGAUAAGAGAUAUAAGAUUAAAACCAGAGUCUAAAAAUUCUCGGAAGAAAAUUUUUUCAGUGAGAGUGAAAAUAUGUGAAACCAAGAAAAUUUCGAAAAAUGACUUGAUAAAAUUUUCUGAUCGGAAUUCGCUCCAAGAACAAUAAGAAAAAGAUUAUUGUCUACUGAUAGUUUUUGUGUGGAUUUUGAAAUUCGAUAGCAGUUUUUUCCCCAAUUUCUUUCAAGAUAUAUAUGAAGAUUAUGAAUAGUCGCUUUGUGCAAAAACUUCUAGUUAGUAUGGUGAAAAUUUUGUUUGUGUACAACACGAAGUUAGACCAACAAUGAAAAAUCCGCAACUCUCAACCAUAAUAUCCUACUAGAAGUACUUUGAAGCAGGGGUGGAAGAAAUGAGGGGCCCUCCCGGGCGCAACAUGCCCGCCUCAGCCAUCAGGCCUCUGAGAAGAAAUGAGCCGCGUCAUUAUGUGUCGAUGGCGUAUAAUACCACGUUGCAAAAGUAGGGCGAAAAUGGUCAUUUUUGUUCAUUUUUUUCAUUAAAUCGUGGAUUUCGCAAUUUUUUUCAAUAAUUUUUAUUAAUUUUUUUCAGUGGAUAUGAUGUCCAGUUGAACUUUUUUUAUGUGAAGUACGGAUAUAUUUGUUCUUUUCUUUAGGCGAAAUGUUCCAGAUUAAUGGUUACGAACCCGCUGACUAGUGAGAGAAUAAAUUUCCGUCGCCACCAAAUUGGAAAUUCAAAAAACCUUGUUUUAAAGCUUCGAAAACAACGAUUUUACAAUAUUUUAGAAGAUUCCAAUUUUUGCGCGUUCUUUUUCUUCCGAUGGCGUUUUUUUGCCAUCGCGGUUUUGGCCCCGGGCGCCCUGGGCAGCGACUUAUCAAGAAAUGGCCAUGGCGGCCUACGUCGGUUUAGAAAUGUAAACGCUUGAAAACGCUUAGGGGCGCCAUUUCUCCACCUCUGCUUUGAAGUGUGCUCAGCUAUCUUUAUCAAAAUUUUCAGAGAACUUUUUUUAGAGAAAAGUUGGACUUAGUGCAAAUAUUGCAAAUGUUAAAAAAAGUAGGAAAAUGAACAAUUUCUCUUAGGAUAAACGCUUGAAACGACUUCAUUAUGCUGCCAUCGAGUUUACCACCGUGCAGAGAGCUUUCGUCGUAUAUCUGCGAGACAUGACCGGGGUGAAUAUAAUAUUCCUCCGAAAUAAGACCAUUUCCGUGAGCUUCUUACAGAUGUAUCCAAACUAUCUCGAAGAAUACGGUAAAAGAAUGGGCAUAGACCUUCUUGCGCCGCUCCCCAACGGACAAGAAAACGUUGUUCGGCAGAUCCAGAAGAUUCUUCUCCAACUGCAACCCUUUCACGAACUUCUACUCGAGCAGUUCACCAAAGUCACGUCCAAUUGGUAGGUUUCAAAAGUUACAAAAGUUAAAGUCACGUCCAAUUGGUAGGUUUCAAAAGUUACAAAAAACUUCUUUCUGGGUAUAAUAAUAUGAGGAAAACGGAGAGAAAGCAGAACGAAACUGGAAAUCAAGACAUUUUUUUGUUUAUACUUCUCAGAAAGAAAAAAUAAUGUGUGAGUUUUCAGAGAUUACUUGAUCGUUAAAAAGCAUUUUUUAUCCCUGAGCUUUUAUUUAACAUUUUCUUUUGAAAAAUUUUAGUUAAUCAAAAUACAAAUAACUAGAAAUGUAUUGUUUAGUUAUUUCUGCUGACGUUUUUUUCGAACAUUCGACUUACCUUGACAUGCACGACUACAUCUUUUUUUGCACUAAAAAAAGGAUAAAGUUCAAAAAAAUUUGAAAGAAUUUUUUUACAUUAUCAAAAAAAUGAGAAAAAAACGUCAGGAAAAAGUCUUUUUUUUUUCUAACGUGAAAGCUCUUUUUUUGAACAUUUUUUUGGUAAUUACAGGGAUUCACGGAAUCCAAACCUGGCUUGGGUUUUGUUGAAGUACGGAGAUGUUCUCAAGAGUUGCAUGCUUUUCGUGACGAGCAAGAGCGAUUUCCUCCAACAAAUCACCCUUAUGAGAAGUGAGAACAAAGAGUUCGAUGAAGCCACGACUUUGGUUUGUCUAAGAAAAUCUUCUGAGUUGUCUAAAAAAAAAUAUUGUUUUGUAGUUCGAAACGAAAUUGUUCAAACACGGAACGAAAGGCGCAGUUGGCCAGCAACUCGAUCAGGUGCAUCAGAAUCUGUUGAGGUUUUUCUGUUGAAAUCAAGGCAAUUUUAUAAUAAUUAAUCCAACAGGUAUAAAAUUCUAAUGCUACGUUAUAACGAGUACUUGGAGAAAGGCAGCCGAGAAAGUAUCGAAGGCGCAGGUUCCCUUUUCUUUUUCUGACUGUCAGUAGAAUCGUUUUUUCUCAGCGGUAGUCACCAAGUUAGAGAACAUUGCUCAGCAAGUGAGCAAUCAGCUGGGCCUCGCCAGCAACCUUCUGCAGCUCUACGAUCGCUUCCAGGUUCUUUUUUUCACAGACUUGAAAAAAACAACAAGGGAAGUUUUUAUAUUUGGGCGAAGUUAGUCUGUACCACGACAUUUUUUGAGAGUAAAUGGGCCAUUUUUGCCAUCAAUUACGAUUUGACUGUUUUUUGCGCUUUCAAGGGUCAGUUCAACGUCUUCGAACCGGGUCGACUACUCCUCAGACAAGCGGAAGUUCUGAAGCAGACACGGAAAGAAACGCAGCCGCGGCAUCUCGUUCUGGUACCUUGGAAAUUACUUUUCCUUCUGAACCCUCGAUUUGAGUUCACCGACUGCCUCUGGCUGUGCCGGACGACGAGCUCUCAAGUGUUCGACAUGCCGCGAUCCUACCGAAUCCCGAUCAGCGGCUGCCGCCUCGACCGUCGGCCCCACGACGAUUACGCCUGCCAUCUCUUCAUUCGCAGCAAAGUCAAGAGUGCCACCGUCAUUUUCGAGUUGGUACAGUCCUUCCUCCUCCAAUCAAAGAGUGAAAAGAAAGAAAAUAUCUUUUUGAUUUCUUCCAAACAAGUACGCCACAGACGCUUGCUACUACAGCUCUAAAGCUCAUUUUUCGCCCAGUCGGUUACUUCGAGUGACUUCAAAAGUCGUAUAGAAUUUUUUUAUUUUUCUUUCAAUUUUUUUGAUGCUCGCCUUGUUACAGUACACAAAAGGAACGAGACGAAUGGUUUGACGAGAUUUCGAAGGCUUUUUCGUGUCGACGACUUUACCUCAGGAGGCAAAGUGAAGCCUUUUCCCGUCGGAGAGUCAACAAUCAGCAGGUGAGGGACAUUUUUUAUGAAUUUCCAAAAUUUAGUUCAGAGUAAUAUUUUGAAUGAUUGGAGUAAACCAGUUCUUGUUCAAAAGAAUAAUAUUUACCUCGUAGGAUACUGAACUACCUCAAUCGGCCAACGAAGAUCAGAACGACAUUUCGAGACCGACUUCCACGUCCAGACUUGCGCAGUACGAAGCCAAGUAUGAAAUUCUUCGUAUUUGGAACAAAUUAGAGCAAGUGGUUUUCCAGUUCGCAGUCGUCUUUGAACGAAGGAGUUUCAGAAGAGGUUUCCGUCCCUAGCACCCCUAUCGGUUCGUUUUCAGAGAAGCGAAAUUUUGUGAAAACAAAAUCAUCAAAAGAGUGAUCCGCAAGGCUUAGAUAUCGAAAUUUUUUGAAUCUAUUUCGUGAAGUUUUUUAUAAAGCGAGAUGCUUUCUGAUCGAUGAAAUGUCAAAAAAAGAGUGAACGUAAAAAAAUAUAAAUAUAUAAUCUCAUGUUUCAACUUUUUCAUUUGAUGCUACAUGAAUCAAUUCAGCUCAACUUUAACUCAUUAACUUUUUCUUCAGAUGACACAAUAAAUAUUUCGAAUGGAAAUUAUGGCGCGAUGCUGCCCCCAUCCGGAAUGGAAACAGUUAAAGGACGACGGAAAAAAAGUAAGUCUUCCAUGGAAGAUUAUCGAUUCAAAAUUAAUUAUAACCCUUUUUUCCAACCCAGCCUAAACUCCAAAUGGCGCAGAACAAGUCUGCGCCUGAAAAAUUUCUUUAAUUUCAAUAUGAAAAAAAUGUACCGUAUGAGGUGAAAUGAACAAAAUUUAAUAAAUACUUUCUCAAUUUUUCUCUCUUAGAACCGGUGUCUGAGGUUGUGAAACCCCUUUGGCUGCCAGACAAAAUAUCCAAGUUUUGUCUGAUGCGAGGCUGCGAAACGGAGUUCAGCCUUUUGCGACGACGACAUCACUGUCGCAACUGCGGAUGGGUAGGAAAAUCUCUUUCUAAAACAAAUUUUUUUUUUUGAAUAACUCUCUUAUAUUCAUUGUUUAAAUUGCAAAAAAACAACUUUGUUGAGAAAAAUAUGAGUUCGUUCAAUUUCGAAGAAAGAAAUAAAAACGCAACGGUAUUUUUACAGUUGAUCUGCAGCAGGUGCAAAGGGCUUGCGCCAUUGUCCAAGUUCCACUUUGAAGCUUUGAACGUUUGUCCGGAGUGUUAUGAACGCGUUGAAACUUCGUGUAAGCUUCAUUUCAACCAUUCAACCUCUUCAUCUCGUGUUCAGAAGAAGGAGGAGUUGAAAGGCUUCGUUUUUUAUCUCGCCGCUUUUACUAAAAACUAGUCAAUUUUGUAGAAUGAAAUUUUCGCCUUUCAAAACGCCUUUCUGAGAUUCAUAUUUUCGUAUGAAAUUUGAAUUUGCUCAUUGUUGUUUUACAGAUAGAAACGGCGAGCUUUUUCCGCCAUCUCGUCUCGUUCCAAUGGGCGACGGAAGUGUUAGAGUUCGAAUAAAGACCAAAGGGGUGAGAUUUGAAACCGUUCCCUAGUCUUCAUUAACUUAUUGUUGAAGCAAUCUUUUUUUUUGAGUUCAGCAGAACGAAAUUGUCGAUCCGCGAUCAUUGUUUCGCGAGCCGCAAAAUAGGAGGCUGAAAAAAAAGAACAUCGACGAGAAACAGGAGUUGGGACUCGCUUUCGGUAAAGUCUACAUCAGGUUUGUGCAAUGAAAGUUUUUUUAAAACAAAAUAUAUCGUUUUUUUUUCAUUUUCGUGUCGUUUACUGAAAAUUUCAAGACAGGUUCACCUGUUUUUUGCAUUUUCAAUGUAAGAAUACAUGUGCAAUCGACUUUCAUUGAGUUAACUGUGUUUGAACGGCGGUAGGAGCUGUGGCUUAAGCAGAGAAGUUUUGAAUUUCGCUCGUAGAACAUCAGGUACAAGAGAGGCUUUUUUCCUCCAUCACCACUUUAUCAUGUCGCUAGGAAACUUUGCGAAGUUUCCGAAUAAUUCUUUUCCGAAUUUUUUUCCUCGAUCAACUUUUCGUUUUGAAUCUUCCUAUAUAAAAUAGGUAGGUGAGUCAUGAUUAAAACAGAUUAAACAGCGAAAAAUUGUAAUAAGAUCAUUAAUAAACCGAAAAAUAUUAGAGAAAAAGUCGGAGCGGGAUUAGUCGGAAAGUAUCAACAAAUCGGAAAAGACGCCGUUCAAAAAUACGCUGAUUUUUUUUUUCUCAUACCACCUUCGGAUUUGCUGUAUUUUUGGUCUUUCGAUCAGUCUUUGUCGCAUUAGAAGCGCUGUAAUUGCUGACACUACUAAACGAAAAAAACACCUUUGAUGAAAGUUUAAAAAAGGGGCCAAUGAACUUGUUUUCGAGAGUUGCGUUUCCUAAAUUAUCAGAAAUUAUUGGGUUUUUUUAUUCUUAUUUAUCUUAUUCUUAUGUGAAAUUCGAAAUUUAAAUGACUUCGUUCAAUUCAAUAUCUGGAAAAAAUGGAGAACCGACUCAGAACUUUCUCAAUGAUUUCACAUUUGUGACAGGAAUAUUUUCAGAAACAAAAAAGGCGGCGAGGUUCUCCGAUACGGAUUGUUGACGGAAGACCAACGGCUGCUUUUCUACGAAGCCGAGCAGGUUCGACUCUCCUUAAUUGCAUGAUUGUGACGUCUCAUGAUUAACUGGAUAAUUUUUGAUUGCUACGCGAUUUUCUGAGUUAUUCCUGAUUUUCUGAGCUUUAAUCGUCUUGCAUAAUAUUUAAUUGAUUACUGAUGUCUCUGACGUUGCCGCUCACUGUAGUUGUUCACUUAAAAAUGUUUUUUUGAAUGCGUUUUUCCUGGCAGUAAAUUGACUUCAGAGUAUAUUUCUAAAGUUUCUAAAGUUACAUUUUGAUAACUGCAAAAAAGUCAUAGGCAACGUUUCAGAUUACAAAAACAAUGUUUUAUUCGAAAAAUAUUGAACGGAAUGAAAUUCACAUUAUUUCGUUUCAAUAAGUUUCUCGCUUCAAUCGCUCAAAAAUUCGUUUCCAAAAAGUUAUCUAUAGAAAAUGUGAUGGACUCUGGGCUUGGGACAAAAGCACGUUAACUUGCGUGUCAGGCUGUCCUUUGGAGCGCAGUCGGAAGUUCUCAACUUCUCUUCAUGAAUAAUUCGAAUAUAACAAGAAUGCAGAUUUAAAAAAAAAAUUAAUAAUCGAACGAUUUAAAUUUUUUUGAAUUGAUUUAUUUGUUAACAAGUUUGGAAAAAAUUCACGAAUAAACUAUUGCUCGAGUUGACUUUUUUCCGAUCUGACGCGGUUAAACGACUUCAAAUUGAAAACUGGUUUGAAGGACUCGAAAGCGGUAGAGGAAGUGUUGGUGCACGGGUUCACGCUGCGGGAGUCGAAUGCCGAGCGCGGCGUUCUCUUCGAGUUGAUCCAUCGGAAUCAGAUACGCACCUCCGACACCAAGGACAGGAUCGUGCAGUUCCGCGUCGACGCCCACAGCUCCGCCAAGUCGGUUUCCCCUGCGGAUAAUUCCAAUCACAGCUAUUUCAGAUGGUCAACUGCCCUACAGUCUAUCCUCCAAACAGAGUCAUAA
Messenger RNA from Caenorhabditis auriculariae, 11277 nucleotides. Lineage: Eukaryota; Metazoa; Nematoda; Chromadorea; Rhabditida; Rhabditidae. The record is from the annotation of a GenBank genome assembly.